This is a messenger RNA of Xiphias gladius (swordfish), 2518 nucleotides long. It is a transcript of the gene trim65, whose product is annotated as tripartite motif containing 65. Lineage: Eukaryota; Metazoa; Chordata; Actinopteri; Istiophoriformes; Xiphiidae. The record is from RefSeq and is a predicted model, not a curated record. Bases 191 to 1783 code for a protein of 530 amino acids. Gene Ontology annotation, molecular function: protein binding; zinc ion binding. The transcript is spliced from 9 exons.
GCGAUACUUCUCCACCGACUCCAGGUUUCGAGCGUCGAUCUCCGCAUGUGGCAUUGGGCCCAGGGGGGGUGUCCGUCUGCGGAGGGACGCUGUCGUGCGGAGACAUCCCCAGCGCACGUGAAGGCGCCAUUUUUGCGUUUUGUCGUCAUCAGGGAAGCUUCAUUUGACGAUAUUCAGUAUUCACAGUCAGAUGCUAUGCGCGAAUGUAUCUGUUGAAGUGGUGUCUGGUCUUUCUUCAGAGAUGGAGUCUCAGAAUUCCAACCUGAUCUGCGCCAUAUGCCUGGAGCGCUUCCGGAUCCCUGUAACCAUCCCCUGCGGGCACACCUUCUGUCAAAAGUGCAUCACCAUUCACUGGGACACCAAGAGCAAGGCUGAUAUCGGACCUCACUGCCCUUUCUGCAAUGAAGAGUUUGACACCAGGCCCGUCCUCAAGCGCAAUGUGUCCCUGUCAGUCCUGACCGAGGCUGCAAACAGCAGCGGCCCCUCCUGUAGAGAGUCGCUCAUGAGGGGAAGUGAAGGGGCGAGAGCCAUGCUGCUGUGCGAUCGCCAUAAAAAGCCCCUGGUUUAUUAUUGCAGGCAGGAUAAAAUGUCCGUGUGCUGCGAGUGUGGUAUUUCAGAAUGCCUGGCCCAUGAGAAGGUCCUGUUGGAGACAGAAAGAGAAAAUCAAGAGCUGCUGCUGGAAAGGAAGAGUAAAGAGGUGGGGAAACUCGUUGAAGAGACGCAGAAAAGUAUGAAUGACUUGGCUGAGAAUAUCAAUCAAGCGAAGGUGACUCUUCAACAGACUUCAGCCUGGGUCAGUGUCAAGUUCUCCACCCUGAUGAGCAUCCUGGCUGAGAAGCAGAAGGCUACAGAGCUCUUCAUUGACGAGCAGAAGGAGGUGGCCAUCACUGAGGCAGAGGCACGGCUAGCUGAACUUGAGGAGCACUCCCAGAGACUGAAAGAGAGCCAAAACCAGAUAGCAGCUCUUCAUAACCUCCCUGACACAGAGCUCAUCAAGGAAUCGACGCUCAUAGAAGUGCCACGUUUUAAGGAUAUUCCCACAGAUGUAACCCCUAGCCUUCAAGAUCGAUUGAACGGCGUCACAGACGUGCUGUCCCGGGCCUCCAAGCUGCUGUGUGAGGACCUGGAGAAAGCUGUGAGCACGGCUGUGGGUCAGGACAAAGACGGUUCUCCUCAGGAUAAGAGGCCUAUCCUAGCUGUGGUUCCCAGUCCAGCUGCUCCCUGCCACCCCGGUGGGAAAGAGGGCCUUAGCGCUUACCGAUGCUCUCUGACCUUUGACCCCCGUACGGCCAACGGGCACCUGUUUCUGUCCCAGGAGAACCGGAAGGCGGAGCACCUGACGUCUGGGCCGCGGCCCGUCCCGGCUCAUGAAGCCCGCUUCGAUCACACCUGGCAGGUGCUCUGCUUUCAGGGCUUCACCCACGGGCAGCACUACUGGGAGCUGGAGGUGUCCAAGCCCUGGGCCUACCUCGGGGUAACCUACGAGGCCAUCCCUAGGAAGGAGAAAGGCAAGAAGUGCAUGGUGGGUAUGAACGAACUGUCCUGGAGCCUGCAGCUGGACGAGCAUCAGCUCAGCGCCUGGCACAACGGCCGGCGGGAGACCCUGGCCGGCCACUCCCAGCACAGUCGCAUCGGCAUGCUGCUGGACUACGAGGCGGGGACGCUCACCUACUACGGAGACGGGCAGACCAGGCUCCACGCCUUCCACUGUGCCUUCACCCAAGAGUUGUUCCCCGCCUGCUGGAUAGGAGAGGGGGUCAGCAUCACUCUCUGCUCCACAUGAGAUGACUCGUGAAGAGAAGUGAAGAAGGGAGCUCAGCGAUAAGAAGCACUAUCAAACAUGGGCACUAGCUGACUCAAUACAGAGGACCCCCCUUAACCAUUUAGGAGUUUGUUUUUGUUUUUUGUUACAAUAACUGACUUCCUAAAAUGUUUUUUAGGCAGAAGAACUGACUGUGAUGGGCUUUCUCGUCCCAAAACUGGCCACUCGACUUUGGCCUGUUCACAUUAUUGCCAAACAUGACAACAACAUAGCAAAGGGUCUCAAACUCUAAAGGCCCUCAGGGUUCUAGGUUAAGGACUGCACUACAUCAUUCUGGUUUGUUUUUUAUUAAUAAUAUGUAUGAAAUAAUCUUCAAUUUUAGCUAGAAGUAGAGAAGACCAAUUUCCUCAACUCAGUGUGUCAGAUUAUUGUACUUUCACUACACAAUAUUGAGUUUCCUUUAUCUAUAGCAAGGGAAUAGGCAUUUAUUACAGGUGGUUGGGCAUAUGACUCAUUCUAAAAUACAUGGUCAAACUCUUCCUUUAUGUUUAUUCAUUCUGGUUCCUCUAAUGUUGGAGAUAGAAAUAGACGAAAGCCUUCCUAGGCCACACAGUAUAUGCACAUAUAAGUCAUGGCAGCAAAAUAAGUAUAAGAAAGAGAGAGGGGCAUUAUUGCACUGAUAUGAGAAGCCAUUUGUUGAGGAAUUACUAAAGCAUAAAGCAUAAUUUCACAUUAGUUCCCAUUCUUGAGAAAAAA